AAAUAGACUUGAAAUCUUUCAGGCGCCAAUCGAUGCAAGCCGAAUAUUCUCGAACAACAAACGCAGGAAACGCUUUUUACCUUCAAUACUUCAGUGCUUCUUUCAUUUAUCGAUAUCAUUUUGUACGUGUGGUUUAUAAUUAUUGCUAAAACCGAGAGAUACAGAAUAACCCGGGGAGAAUAAAUAGUGUUAUUCUGGGUGAUCCCAGUAUAUUGGAGUCCAAAAGCACAUCCCUACUUUACUGAUGUUAAUAUUUGGCUGGGAACUUUAGAGUUGUCAACACUUUGCCGAAAUUUUUGGGCUAGUAUUAGUUGUACAUGCAAGGAAUAUCAGUUUGAUUUGUUUCGUCGCGUGUUAUUUUUACCCCGUCCCAUCAUCUUCGUAACACACGAUCGAGGCUUAAAGUCACGUGCCCAGAGAGAACAACACAUCAGGAAAUUCAAGAUGGCGCCUCCGCCGCCGCCACCACCACCGCCACCUCCGCCUCCACCUCCAUUAGAUGGAGGUAUCCCUCCACCUCCUCCCCCUCCAGCACCUCCGAUUGAGCCUUCGUCAACUGCUCAACAACCUCCAGGUACACCAACGGUAUCUCAGCCCAGCACAGCUGCUCCCAGCGAGGAGAAAGUGUGGGAGAGAUCAUGGAGUGUAGCGGAACUAAGAAAAGGAUCGUCAAAUUGGACACUUGCAGGCGAUGCCGGGCUUCUUCUUUACUUGCAAGAAUUCUCUCAGAAGAUGAUUUCACAAACUCAUGAAAUUGAAACUCAGGUAGAUGGAUUGGUCAGCAGUACCAAGGGAAUGGAUUCUAAGGUUCAAAAUACAAUGAACAACUUCUUGAUGUUGUCCAAUGCUCAGUUUAUUGAAAAUCGUGUCUAUGAAGAGGAUGUCAGUAAAGAUGAAACAAAUGAAGAACAAGAAAAACCUGCUGAGCCAGAGAAGGCGAAAACAAGAGAACAGAGAGAAGCUGAAGUUAUCCCUAAACUGAGUGAAGCUCUUAGACAUGGAAUUGGUGUCAUGGAUAAUGCAUUUGUUACACUUGAGCUUACAACGGAACACUCUGAUGAUGAAGAAGAGGAUGAAGAUGUGAAGACAGCAUUUAAGCCUCAAGUUAUUUUGGAGCCCAAGGAUGUAUAUGGCAAUCGUCCAUUACCACAUCUGAUUGGAACCUCAGAUUUCUUCAGGGAUGAGCUUGUUGGACUGGGAGAAUCAUCUGGUGAAGAAGAUGAAGGUGCAGAGGACGAGGAAGAGGCGUCGUCCAGCAGCAGUGGAAGUGAAACAGAAUCUUCAGCAAGUGAAGAAUCAAUCAGUGAGAGCUCAGAAGAGAGUGGCAGUGAAUCUGAGACAGAGCAACCAAAGGAAACAGAGAAGAAACAAAAACACAAGCCUAAAAAGAUUGAAUCAGAAGAUGAGGAUGAUGAAGAUUUGUUUGGAGAAAAAAAGAAAAAACAAGAAUCAGACGAAGAACAAGAAGAAAGUGACGAGGAAGAAGAAAAACAACAACAGCAACCCAAGAAGCCUAAGGGUGGUCUAGACUUUGCUGCAGAAUUGGCAGCGAAAAUUGGAGUUGUACCUGUCAAGCGACAAGACAGUGAUGAUGAUGAUGAUGAUGAUGAAAAGGUUGCCGAUGGUGAAUGGAGCGAUGAAGAACAUCAAGAGCCACAAACUCCUGAGGUACAGGAAAAACAGCUGCUUAGCGCAACCAAGAGUCGUAGUGACACCAGCAAAUCUAAAGAAAAGAAAUCUCAUCAUCAUCACCAUCACCAUCAUCACCAAGAGAAGAAAGACAGGUCUGAGUCACACGGGGAACACAAACACAGAAAGCGGCGUGGAAGUAAGACCAGCCACACCAGCCAUACCAGUGUGGACACAAGAAAAUCAGUUCCUGCCGAAGAUGAUUUAUUCAGUCAGUCUAGUCCUCAGGAGGAUGGUCUGUUUGGAAGUGAAGGAACACCAUUUGCAAAGAAGGGAGGGCUUUUCAGUGGGGGAGGGAAUUUGUUUGAUGAUUUUGAAGAUAAAUACAAGGGAGAGGACUCAUUGUUUGCAGAGGAAAAACCUUCUGAAACAAAUGAGAAGGAAGAGCCAACAGAAGAAGAUGAAGAGUCAGUGCUGAUUAAACCCAGAGCAAGAAGUACAGCUAGUGGCAAGAAAAUCCCAGCUGGUGCAGUCUCCAUAUUUGGAGAGUCUGGUUUGUUUGGAUCACCAACUAAAGAGGGUGUGACAAGUAGUAUAACUAAACGUCAAGAAAGCCAUGAGUCUGAGACAAAACCCAAAGCCAAGACAGGAGGGGGUGGGGGUGGACUGUUUGAUGGUGAUGAUGAAGAUGAUCUGUUCAGUGGUACAACAUCAAAACCAUCCCCAUCCCCAGCUCCAGCAGCCCAAGAGACAACAAAAACAAAAUCGUCAGCAAAUAAGGUUGACCUAUUUGGCGGCGAUGAUGAAGAUGAAGAUGAGGGUGACUUGUUCAGUGGAAAGCCAGUGGCAAAAGAACCUGUGCAGGCUCCACCCAAGAAAAAGCUUCCUGCUGGUGCCGUGUCAAUGUUUGGUAGUUCUCCACCUCCUCUGCUGAUAGGCAAGAAAACUGAAGAUGAAGAAGAGCAAGGUGAUACUGGCCUGUUCAAAGAGUCCAAGGCCACCCCACAACCCGAGAAAACUGAAGUAAAGCCUCCCCCUGCCUCGCAGCCGAGCAAACCAAAAUCAGGGGGAGGACUGUUCAGUGAUGAAGACGAGGAAGAUGGGGGAGGGCUGUUUGGGGCUCCCGCUGCAAAGCCACAACCGAAAGCCGAAGUGAAGUCAAGGCCAAAAACAAAAACGACGAUCAGUCUGUUUGAUGAUGAUGAACAAGAUGAAGAUGAUUUCUUUACUACUCCAGCAGCUUCCAAGACAAACAGUGUCACAGCUAAAAAGCAACCUAGCAAAGAGGAACCAAAAGAAAAAGUUAAGGAAACCAAGCCGGCCAGCGAGAAGUCUUCAGGACUUUUUGAUGACGAUGAAGCCGAUUUGUUCAAUUCUCCAUCACCUAAACCUACUCCAUCUCCUAAUGCGACUCCUAAAGAGAACAGAAAAACCGAACCAAAAACAAGGAGUUCUUCAAAGAUACAAUCCCUUUUUGAUGCUGACGAUGACGAUGAAGGCAUGUUCGGAGGCACAGCGGACGACAUUUUUGCUGCCUCGCCGUCACAGUCUCCCCAGAAAUCGUUUGAGCCUGUGUCGCCUUUGUCAGCGGCCAUUUCACAAGCUGCACCAUCACGUGAUUCUAAAGAUGGAGGCCAGGCUAGCAAACCGAAGCCUAGACCAGCAGCUGCAGCAGCAGCGCCAAAGCCAAGUCUUUUCAGUGAUGAAGAAGAGGACUUGUUUGGUGAUAAAUCAGUGGAACAACCAAAGGUCGAGGAGAAGAAGGAAGUGAUAGCAGAGAGUCCCAAGACGAGAAAACCAGUAGGAGGAGUACCCAUGUUUGGCGGUGUUGAUUUGUUUGCUGGGAAGAAGCCUUCAUUUACUGAAGAAAAGAGUGAUGUAGAGAAGAAGGAACCAGUUAAAAAGGAAGAAGACAAACCAGCUGCGCCCAAGAAAGGAGCAGAAUUGUUCGAUCACGAAAAGGAAGAAGAAGAAGAUGAACUAUUCUCUUCAAAACCCAAGAAAAUUAAAUUUCCCGCCGCACCCGUCAAAGCCAAACCAAGCUCAGACUUGUUUGGCGAUUCAACAGAAGAUGAUCUUUUUUCCACACCGAGCAAACCAGCCACAGUAAAACCGGUCAAACCUGUAGUAACGUCAAAACCAGACGAAGAGGGUGAACCUGAAGAACCUGUGAAGCCUGACGAACCUGUUAAACCGGUAGAACCAGUUAAACCAGUAGAACCAGUUAAACCUAAGAAGCCUGCUGGAGCCGUCUCCAUGUUUGGAGGUGUGGACCUCUUCGGCGCCAGCAAGUCACCGCCGUCUUCAGCAGUGGCUGCUAAAGCCCCCGUUAUUGCUAAACCAAAAGAUCCUUUAGGAGGUGCUGACGAUAAUGAAGAUGACUUAUUUCCUUCAAAACCUAAAGUCAAGACUGUAGAAGAACCUAAACCAGAGCUGUCACUCCCACUUCCGGUACCCAAGCCAUCCUCUUCCCCAGUUCCUCCAAAAGUUAGUCCUAAAACGUCGCCGGUGAAGCCUGGGUCAGGAAUUGAGAAGCUGCAGAAAUCGCUUGCGUUCAAUCCCGCCAUGCUGAGGCCAGGAGCGACCCCACCCAAGAAAGAGGCAGCACCCACUGUAGCGUCAUUUGACGAGCCGGCUAAAGUCACCACCCUAGAGAGUGCAAACAAGGAUCGCGCCAAAAUCCAGGUAAAACGGCGCCCUCCAACGCGUCAAGCACGCCGGGCAGCGGCUACUACAAACAGCGCCAGUGAUGCAACUCUCUUCGGAUCCACGACGAAUGACGACGCAAGCGCGAGCGCUCGAUUGUCCUGGGGAGGAUUUCCCACUCAGGAGGGACUGGAGAAGAGUGAAGUAGAUUCACGGCCCCAGGGGACUGGUACUAGAGACUCGGAUACGAGUGAUGAGUUUUUCGGAUUCACGAGUUCUGGAUCUUCAAAGAUCGCUAAAGAAGCGGACGAUCCUUUAGCAGGUGGUCUUUUCUCAUCGUCCGUGUCAAAGCCGAACGUUUCCAAAGCUAAUGAGCUUUUUAGCGAUGAUUCAGAUUUAUUUGCUGUUUCUAGCGAGAAAACGAACAAAAAAGAGCCCGCAGUUGUAAAGGCUUCGGCUGCCAAUGGAGGUGAUAUCUUUUCCGUUAGUAAUGCGAAGGACACAAUUAAAAAUAAGGCUAUAGAACCUUUAGUUGGAAAAGACACGUCUGCGAGUUUAUUCACUUCGGAAUCUCCCGGAGAUGGCAUAUUUUCUGCGGUUAGCGAUAAAACGCCGCAGAAAAAACUUGAACCAAGCUCGGAGAAAACGCCCAGCAAGGCUGCGGAAUCGAAGAUUUCCUCACCGCUUGAUAACGACGAUCUAUUCUCUUCUGUCCAAAAAGACGAUAAUGACACAGGAAAGAAAAAAGCCACUAAACCUGAGGCAAAAGUUACAGCGAAGGAAAAGGCGCCAGCCUUUGACGAAGACUUGUUUGCUUCAAGCUCAGCGAAAAAAGAAACUAAAGCCGAAAAGAAGGAGAGCGAAAAAGCGACAGCGGAUAAAAAGAUUUCUUCGCCUCUUGGAGAUGAUGAUGAUUUGUUUACUGUGAGCACGCCAGCCAAAAAGGAGAUAAAAACAGUUGCUGAUAGUGCUGUUAAGAAAACGGCAAGUCCUCAAACCACCAAGAAGGCCGCGACAAAAGCCAGCUCUAUUCUUAAUGACGACGAUGAUGAAUUAUUCUCAGUGAAGAAAGCGGAAACUCGUAAGGUGAGGAAGGUGGUGAAACCGCUGGGCGAUGACGACCUGUUCGGAGACUCGGGCGACAUCUUCAGUGAUAUACCAAGCAAACCCAAAGGAGCUAAAAAGAAGAAAUCUGCAACUACUGCUCCUAAGGAUGACAUCUUCGCCGAAGAGGCCGCAGCCGGAGGAGACGAGCAAGCUGCAGAGAAGACAGCGAAGAAGACAACGACGAAAGCAAAGAAGAAAACAGAAAAGAAAGCCAAAGCUUCAAUAUUUGAUGAUGACGUUCCAAGUAUCUUCGAUGAUCCUCUGAACGCCACCUCAAAGUAACAAAUUUUACAAAGAGAAUUUCUUUUGAAUAUAAAUCACGAGUAUCCUCUUACACCGAGAAAUCGUAGAGUAAUUAAAUAUUUGAUAUUAAUGUAAGAAGGUACAGCUUAUGAUUUUCAUUUCGAUCACUAUGCUUUGUAGUAUUCCUCCUCCUUUAAAAAUAAGCAGCUAUGGUGGUCACCCCCAAAAAAUUCAAGGGUAAAUAUUUUUACUAAGAUUUGUAAUUUUUUUUAAUGAAUGAACGUGAUGGAACGAAGCGACGUUUCUCCUCGAGGUGAAAGAGAUUAACCCUUUUAACUUGCAAGAAUGGCCAAGUAUGAAAUUAGAGAGAAAACAAAACAAAAGUUAUCGUACAAAAUAUUGAAAACAACAGAGCGACGGUGUAGUUCUUUCAUUUGAUUGGUCACACGCUAUGAUUACAUCCACAUACUUAAAACCACUUUGUAUAGAAAGGAAACCAUACCACAUGAAACACUGCUUGCUUGGUCGUACACGAAAGCUACCAGUGUUUCAUCCAGAAGGUUAGAAAUUAGAGCCACAUUUUUUAAAUUUGAGCCAGAUGUGAUAAAACGCUUUUUAGCACUCUUGUCCGAGUAUCACUGAAAUUUAGAAAAACACAAGUUGCGUGCUGUGGGGUCAAAGUUACCCCAAAUUAUCUUAAAUUUAGCAAUUUAAAUUGUCCCUGUGUAGUAUCAAUAUUCAAGCAAAAUUGCUUAACACCAGACAGUGAUGUUAAUUUGCCCUGCAAGCCGUAUUUCGGAAUUAAAUAUUUAGUUACUGCUAUUUUUGAGGUGGACUGAUUGCGUGACGUCAUCUGGCGCGAAUUCUUUUCACAUGAGCGUAAAAUCACUUUAUCGGCUUAAAAUUAUUCUCUCUGCCUUCGCAAGCAAAAUGCCAACGCGCGACGAAUCCCAGUAGGUAACCUUAUCUCAGCCAAGGAACAUUUUGGCAUCGCUAAAGUGUUAAAUUGGAGAAGUUUUCCAACAUUCCUGCUUUCAUAUUCCAAGCAGGGAGGUUCGGAAACUGAACGAAACAAGAGUUGUUGUUAUUCACACAUCUGUCAGAGUUCGUGGCCUUUUGUUUUUCGUUUUAUGGCGAAUUGCAAUCAAUUAUCUCCGCUGGGAAUCGAAAAUGUUGUUUACACGAAAGUGAAAAAGUUUUAAACGUGUUUAGUUGGACAGGCAUUUUAGCUCAUUGGCAAGGGGAGAUGAAUGGGAGCGGCCAAUUCCAAACUUAGAAAAAGACAGUGCUUGGGUUUGGUAAAUGGAACGAUUGGUGACGAAGUUUUGACAGAUAUCUGACCAUUUUGACCAUUCUUUAGUCAUAAAGGGAAAAGCGGAAAUAUGUAAUAUACGCGCAUCAUUCACAUAGCUUUCAGAGUACGUGUCCUUUCUAUUUUCGUCUUUGGCCAGUCGAACGUGGAAUCUGCUAAUCCCGCUAAUGGGAUUCGCAAAUGUUGUCUAGGGGAAAAUAACUGGAAUGAGCGUGUACAGUUGUAAAGUGUUUGCUUGGACGGACACCUUAAAAAUGUGAGCCUAUCCGUGAAAGAAGAGGAGAGUGGGGAAUUCCAUAUUAGAGAGAAAGUGCUUAGGGCUUGGUAAAGAGUGUACCGGCUGAUUGAGUUUUGUUAGAAGUCCGACCAUGUCGAACCGUUGUAUAGUCACGAAGGGAAAAGGGUAAAUCUGUAGUAGAUGCAUAAUUCACAUAGCUUUUAGAGUUCGUGUCCUUUGCCUUUUCAUGUUUUUGUCAGUCUAACGGGCGAUCUGCUAAUGCGAUUGGCAAAUGUUGUCUAGAAAUGAGAAACGUGGAAGAUAACUGGAAUAGGCGAGUACAGAUGAAACGUUUUUGGUCUGACAGACAUCACAAAAAGGUCGCUUAUCUGCCAGGGGAGAGGAGAGGAGACUGGGCGCUUUAGACAGAGAGAGAGAGAGGGUGCUUAGGGAUUUGGUAAAUUAUAAAAUAAAGUACGAGUUAUGAAGUAUUGUAGGAAACAUUUAGAAAAAAAAAUAGAAAAAAAGGGUGAAACUCUUCUGUAAGCAUCAUUCACAUAGCUGUCAGAGUUCGCGUCCUUUCGUGUUUCUUUUCAGGACAGGCUAGCGUGGGAUCUGCUCUCAAUUAUCGUCUAUGAGAGUCGCAAAUGUUGGCAAGAGUCACGGUUGAUACGGCAUGAGCGUAGACAGUCAGUGUUGAAACGUGUGUGUGGUGGGACAACCCUUAAGUUGGACUGACUUGUCUUACUGUGGAGACUGCCCCGUGGAAAAAUGGCAGCGGACGUUUUCAAUUUUGGAGGUGGAAUGAUACCUGGCGUUUAGUAAAUAGAACGCUUGAUAACGAACUUCUCGUUUGAAUCCCACGAUUUUGUUCAAUCCUUUCGUCAAGAAGGCAAAAGGGUAGAUAUCUAGGGAUGCAUUAUUCGCAUAACUGUCAGAGUUCGCGCGUGCCCUUUCCUUGUUCAUUUUAUGUCAGUCUAACUUGGAAUGUGGAAACAAUUAUCUCUGCCGGGAAUUGCAGAUGUUGUCUGCGAGAAACGGGGGAGAUUCAGUGAGAGUUUACGGUUAAAAUGUCUGUAGUGUGAUAGACGUCCCCCGUGUGGAGUCUGCCCCGAGGAGAGUAGGCAGAGGGUAAUUUAGUCUUGGAGGGAUAGGGUGCGUAGAUUUUCGCAAAUGCUGUUCCAAGUAGUGAAGGUUUCCUCUGGAAUUCGAUCAUUUCGUUUCAUUCCUUUCAGUUUGUUAUGAACGCGAAAGGGCUAGUAUCCUUCGCAGGCAUGAAGGAUUUUAUACACUAUAAAUCUGCGUGGUUGGGCAUUUCCCUUUGGCGAACUUUUCGAUUUUGGUUUGGAGCGAAACGUUCAGAAUUGGAUUAUGAGUUCGUGGAAAUGUCAUACAACAUUUUGAUUAAAAUAGGCGAGCGGGAAAAAUUAACGAGCAGAAUUUAAGACGACAUCUCAUGCUAUUAAUUGAAUUUAUGUCUGCCGACUAUGCACAAAGUCUUAGCCGGGAAAAAUCACGUUUUCCAACAGACUAGCCGGGCGCUAAAUUGCGUCAGUGUUUAGAUUAUUUAAUCUAUUAGUGUUUCAUCGAUGUUAGCGUUCAGCCAAGUGACUUAUCGGAUUAUAGCUUUGUUUUCAGCAAGUGGGUAUAGUUCGAGAAUGCAUAAAUGACGUAUGUAAUUUAAGCAAAAGUGGUUUUGGGGGUGUUUUUGGACGUUUUGUGCACUGGAAAGAAAAUAUUAAUAAAGGUUGCACGCGAAUGAAACAGGCCACAUUCAGGCCAAUGUAGGACAAAAGUUCUUUCUAGGAAUUGUUUUGCCCCUCAAAAUAAUUUAGACCAAGCAAUAUUGUUGUGGCGGCGGCCUUUUUGAGUCGUUUCCGCUGCUUGACUUCUGUGACCGCGGAAUUUUAGUUUUAUCUUUCACGAUCGCACGUAAAAACAAACAACGGCAGUUUUCCUUUUCCUUUUUUGGACACUGUGACAUUUCCGUGCAAAGAUAACAUCGAGUUCAUUCAAAAAAACGUAAUAGGUAAUUAUAUACUGUCGGGAAAAGAUUGCUCCAGGCUGUAUUUUUAAACACGCGACAGUUAACUUUGUGUUCGUGGUUGUACGGUUGAGGGUCUUGUAAUUAUCCAAGAUAUUUUUGUCGUUUCUUUUUUUUUUUUUGGCAGCAAACGCAAGAACGAUAGUAAGUUAGUUUUAGUCGAUGCUCUUAAUAAUGAGCCAUCCACUUCAAGGGUCGCAUAAACAAAGUUAAGUAUAAUCGGUUUUUAGCGCCCCCAUGGCACUUCGAGGAGGUACAAAGCUUUUUUUCCUUUACAGAUCAUUUCCAGAAGUAGUGAAAUGCAAACACGAACACCGACAUAAUAAAUUAUUCAAUGCAUAUCAUUGUCUCUAUGCAGGGCACGUGGAUUCUGUGAAUCUAUAUAUAUCUUACUGCUGUCUUCUCUAAUUUUAAAGUGAUCGUGGCAAAUGCCUUUUCGUAUAGGCAUAAAUAUCUAAAUUGCCUCUUUUAUCAGUAAUUGCCUCAUGUCACGAUAUUUCUUCGAUGCCAGUUUCUUUGUCGUAACGGUUUUUCUUUUCGUUCAGGGUUUUGAAAGACUAGUAAAAAGGCCUGCGCAUUAUAGUUUUAACUUUCUACUGGCUGAAACACUUGGCACGCUUGUGUAGUAGACGAUCAGUGUAACUUGUUCAUCACGCCAUUUCUCUUUGUCCUCCCCCCUCUCCUCCCUGCUGUACUUUCUCCACCACUACCAACCCCCCUCCCCCUGACAGAGGAAUGGUAAAGUAGUUUUAAGGGGAGACGGGAAAAGAAAGGAAAUCUUAGAUACGCCGUGCUGUGCAAAAGUCACUGUUUACAUACUUGCGUCCCGGGGUUGUUAGGAAGUGAAUUUGUUUUCAGGUAUUUUAGUGCUAAAGUAUAAUUUUAAGUGAAUAAAGAAAUUAUUAUUAUAA
Messenger RNA from Orbicella faveolata, 10109 nucleotides. RefSeq lists its product as uncharacterized. The record is from RefSeq and is a predicted model, not a curated record. Lineage: Eukaryota; Metazoa; Cnidaria; Anthozoa; Scleractinia; Merulinidae.